Messenger RNA from Alternaria metachromatica, 678 nucleotides. RefSeq lists its product as uncharacterized. NCBI's taxonomy places the organism in Eukaryota, Fungi, Ascomycota, Dothideomycetes, Pleosporales, Pleosporaceae. The coding region runs from base 1 to 678 and encodes 225 amino acids. The record is from RefSeq and is a predicted model, not a curated record. The transcript is spliced from 5 exons.
AUGUCGCCUUCGCUCAGCGGCCUUGGCCUGGCUUCACCGGGCCCCUCCGACGCCGAUUUAGCAGACUUUACCAGACGCUUCGAGCAAUUCCAGCUGUACGAGGAUGAAAAGGCCAAGUUCAUGACCGAGAUGAAAAAUCGGUAUGAAUAUAUGCACCAACAGUACCAGAUAUUGGCCACCGAACGCGACCGCGAUCGCAACUGGAUCCUCGCAUGGCAAAAUGAGAAGCAGCAAUACGAGAGGUCGCACCGGAACCUGCAGCGGAAUAUGGCUGAGAAUCCAUUUGUUAUGGUACUGAUUGACGGCGACGGCAUGAUUUUUAGUGACGACUUCCUCCGCGAGGGAGAGCAAGGUGGCCGCCGGGCUGCUGUCCAAUUGUUCGCCGAUAUCCACGAGUAUAUCGAGAAUGAGUGCCAAGAUAUCCCAUUUGGUUACCGCAUCGCCUGCCGCAUCUAUGCGAACGUUCGGGGGCUGGGCGACGUGCUCGUACGCAGGGGGAUUUAUGAAGACAUCAUCGAGUUCGAGGACUUCGUGCGUGGUUUCACGCGGGGAAAGACAUUGUUCGACUUUAUCGACGUCGGUGCGGGAAAAGAUCGCGCUGACGAGAAGAUCAUCGGUGAGUACCACUGUCCUACUACAUCUCCAGCCCCAUGUAUUCCGCAAAACCCACUAUCCUAA